Triticum turgidum subsp. durum (durum wheat) is the source of this 1380-nucleotide messenger RNA. NCBI's taxonomy places the organism in Eukaryota, Viridiplantae, Streptophyta, Magnoliopsida, Poales, Poaceae. The record is from the annotation of a GenBank genome assembly.
AUGGCAGCCGCGCCCACGUCGCACCAGCUCGCCGCCGGGGCGCCCUGGAGCUCCCUCCCCCGCGGCGGGUUCCGGGCGCUCACGGACUCCGCCCCCGCCUCCGUCCGCUUCUCCGUCGGCCGCCGCCGCGCCGCCCGCCUAGAGGUGAAGGCGGCUGGAAAUAUCUUCGGGGACUACUUCCAGGUUGCAACUUAUGGAGAGUCUCACGGAGGUGGCGUUGGCUGCGUUAUCAGUGGUUGUCCACCCAGAAUCCCACUCACCGAGGAAGACAUGCAAGGAGACCUUGAUCGAAGGCGGCCAGGUCAGAGCAGAAUAACAACCCCAAGGAAGGAGACCGAUACUUGUAAAAUUCUUUCAGGGACAUAUGAAGGAAUGACCACUGGGACGCCGAUUCAUGUUUUUGUCCCAAACACGGAUCAAAGAGGGGGUGAUUACACUGAAAUGGCUAAGGCAUACAGACCUUCCCAUGCGGAUUUAACUUAUGACCUCAAGUACGGUGUUAGAUCUGUUCAGGGAGGUGGAAGGUCAUCAGCAAGAGAAACCAUUGGAAGGGUAGCUGCAGGAGCUGUUGCAAAGAAAAUUCUUAAGCUCAAAUGUGGAGUAGAGAUUCUAGCAUUUGUUUCCAAAGUGCAUCAAGUGGUACUUCCUGAAGACGCAGUUGAUUACGAAACUCUUACCCUGGAUCAGAUAGAGAGCAACAUUUGUAGAUGUCCUGAUCCAGAAUAUGCACAGAAGAUGAUUGAUGCAAUUGAUAAAGUACGGAUUAAUGGGAAUUCGAUUGGUGGGGUGGUCACAUGCAUUGCCAGAAAUGUUCCUCGUGGGCUUGGCUCUCCUGUAUUUGACAAACUUGAAGCUCUACUGGCAAAGGCUAUGCUUUCUCUUCCUGCAAGCAAGGGGUUUGAGAUCGGUAGUGGAUUUGCAGGUACUGACCUAACUGGAAGUGAGCAUAACGAUGAGUUUUAUAUGGAUGAGGCUGGAAAUGUGAGAACACGAACCAAUCGCUCAGGCGGUGUACAGGGAGGGAUAUCAAAUGGUGAAACUAUAUACUUCAAAGUAGCUUUCAAGCCAACAGCAACUAUUGGGAAGAAGCAAAAUACUGUAACAAGGGAUCAUGAGGAUAUCGAACUAAAGACAAGGGGUCGCCAUGACCCAUGUGUUGUCCCUCGGGUUCACAGAGGAAGUAGUGUCCUAUCAUCUGAUCUUUCCCCCGUCAUUGCUUUUGUAGCUGUUCCAAUGGUGGAGACGAUGGCCGCAUUGGUCCUCAUGGACCAACUGAUGGCACAUGUUGCUCAAUGCGAGAUGUUCCCGCUGAACCUUGCCCUACAAGAACCAAUCGGCUCUGCGAACAGUACACCUGCGUUGGCACCAGAUCUAGCAUAA